AACCCGUGACUGUCGUCGGCUUGGCCGCUGCUCUGCUCGCGGCGAUGUGGCCGUCCGUCUCGGUGUUUGUCCUGCUGGUGAGCUGGCGGCUGAGUCCGGGCGGCGCCGGCACGCACGACAUUCCCCUGGAGUCGGCGAUCGGAGCCGGCCCGGAGCGGCUCCAGGCUGUGGAGCAGAGGCUGUCGCAGCUCUCCGCGCACCUGGCGCAGCUGGACGGCCGACUGGAGGCGCGGCUGGCACAGCGGGCGGACGGCGAGUGGCGGCCCGAGGACUGCUCGGCCGUCCAGCAGAGGCACAGGCUCAGUGGCACCUACACCGUCUACCCGCCCACCUGCGGCAACGGCGGCGGCAUCCGCGUCUACUGCGACAUGGAGACCGACGGCGGCGGCUGGACGGUCAUCUCCCGACGCGACGACGUGCCGCACCACCAGGACUUCAACCUCAACUGGCAGAGCUACAAGUGGGGCUUCGGCAACCUCAGCGCCGAGUUCUGGCUGGGCAACGAGUACCUGAACCUGCUGACCAGCCUGGACCAGGUUCAACUGAGAGUGGAUCUGGAGGACUGGGAGAACGGCACGGCCUACGCCACCUACACCCCGUUUUCGGUCGGUACAGAAGAGCAGCAGUUCGCCCUCUCAAUCGGCAAGUAUGACGGAACCGCUGGAAAUUCGCUGGCAUAUGUAAAUGGCAUGAAAUUCACUACAAAAGAUCGAGACAAUGAUAAGACAAGUCCCAACUGUGCGGUUCAGUUUCAAAACGGAUGGUGGUUUAAGGACUGCUUUAAUGCCAAUCUUCUUGGCAAGUACAGUAAGACGGCAACGAUUCCCGCCUGGAAAGGACUGGUAUGGAAGGACUGGAAAGGUGAAAAAUACUCCUUAAAACACGCAUCAAUGAAGAUCAGGCCGCUUCACCAUACACAGUGGUGUCACAGAUUGCUGUGAGCUGUGAGUGACCAUUUCAACUGAUGAUGAUGAUGAUGAUGAUGAUGAUGAUGAUGAUGAUGAUAGCGAGGUGGACUAGACAAUAGCGGGCAAUAAAGCGGGCACCAGAAAUGGUAUUCGAUGAACUGAAUAGUGCUACUGAGGUACUUGCAGAGUGACGCUCUCGGUAUUUCUACUAGUUGAUUCACUUUGGACAUGUUGCUGGGCUGAGCUUGAUGAAAGGGCGUCUUUAUCUUAGCACCAAUAUGCAUUCAUGCACUUGGAUAGUCAAACAGGUGUUGACUGAGGACUCAUCGUUUUAGAGCGCAGGCUUGCCACAAUUAAUCGCGUCUCUCCUUAUUGAAGUAUCGUCCUCUUGCGUUUCUAUCAAAUAAAUGUUUGGCUUCACCAGGCUACAUUUUCUUACACAGAUGUGUACUGUGUAGACUGCAUAGGUUCUAUAUAGGCACUCAUUAUUGCUUGUGUGCUUUAGAAACUCGACUGCGGUCCCAAUGACCAUGACCACUUGACAAAUGAUAUUAAAUCGAUUUUGAGAAUCGGCGUCGAAGCGAGUUGAUGUGGACUGACGUAACCUGCAAGCAGCUUACUAUCACGCUCGAAAAUAACGUGCACUAUUUUUGCCUAUAAUAAAUGAUUUAUCACGAAGUGAUGAUAAUAUAAUGCUGAUAAUUA
This is a messenger RNA of Amphibalanus amphitrite, 1613 nucleotides long. RefSeq names its product techylectin-5B-like. Bases 45 to 941 code for a protein of 298 amino acids. Lineage: Eukaryota; Metazoa; Arthropoda; Thecostraca; Balanomorpha; Balanidae. The transcript has a single exon. The record is from RefSeq and is a predicted model, not a curated record.